GCUGACGGGAUCACGUGAGCGGCAGCGGCCCAGGUGACCCGGCGGAGCCGCGCAGGAGGGAGCCGCAGGUCGCGCCAUGGCGAGCCAGUCGCAGGGCAUCCAGCAGCUGCUGCAGGCCGAGAAGCGCGCCGCCGAGAAGGUGGCCGAGGCCCGCAAGCGAAAGAACCGGCGGCUGAAGCAGGCGAAAGAAGAGGCCCAGGAAGAGAUUGAGCAGUACCGCCUCCAGAGGGAGAAGGAGUUCAAAGCCAAGGAAGCAGCUGCUCUUGGGUCUCAUGGCAGCUGCACCACAGAAGUCGAGAAGGAGACCCAGGUGAAGAUGAGCGCAAUCCAGGGCAACUUCCAGACGAACAGGGAGGAAGUGCUGAAUAACCUGCUGAAGUUUGUGUAUGACAUCAAACCGGAAAUCCAUGUGAAUUACCGCAUCAAUGGCUAGGGGAGGAGGCAGGAAUGGGCCUGUGGAAGUGUUAGCAGUAACAGCUAUGCUUCAGAUGAAGUGUCCAGCCCUUAGUCAUGCUAUAGCUCUGUGUGCUUCUUGUAGAGGUGUUACAUUAUUUCAGUAAGUUGUAGGCCCCUCUAUCUUGGCGAGACUCUAGUUAACCUUUAUAUGGAUUCAGAGCUUAUCCAAAGAUUUCAUGGCCAUGUCUCAAAUAUGCAUUGUGUGAUCUAGGUAUCAAGGGGAACAUUAACAUUCUGUGCUUCUUGGUGGGUAUUAAAAAAAGCGGUUUUCUUUGCUCAGAAAAGGGGUGUGAGAUGCAGGACAGGUUUAAAUGGCAAGCCUGUGAGUCUGUACCUAUUAGAAAACACAGAUCUGAUGU
Messenger RNA from Trachemys scripta elegans, 815 nucleotides. RefSeq names its product ATPase H+ transporting V1 subunit G1 (gene ATP6V1G1). The record is from RefSeq and is a predicted model, not a curated record. The coding region runs from base 77 to 433 and encodes 118 amino acids. Gene Ontology annotation, cellular component: vacuolar proton-transporting V-type ATPase complex. Gene Ontology annotation, biological process: proton transmembrane transport. Gene Ontology annotation, molecular function: proton-transporting ATPase activity, rotational mechanism. The transcript has 3 exons. Lineage: Eukaryota; Metazoa; Chordata; Testudines; Emydidae.